Molecule: messenger RNA, 2259 nt
Organism: Sceloporus undulatus (fence lizard)
Lineage: Eukaryota; Metazoa; Chordata; Lepidosauria; Squamata; Phrynosomatidae
Gene: GPR107
Product: G protein-coupled receptor 107
Exons: 18
Coding region: 43-1668 (541 amino acids)
Biological process (GO): clathrin-dependent endocytosis
Cellular component (GO): clathrin-coated vesicle; membrane; Golgi apparatus
Molecular function (GO): clathrin heavy chain binding
Source: RefSeq, a predicted model, not a curated record
GGAACUGGGCGUGGCCUGGGCGAUGUUGAUGCAGGAAUAAACAUGGCGUCGUGUGGGAGCAGCAGCGGCGGGGGCGCUUCCUUCCUGCUGCGGGCCGAGCUGGCGGCGGUGCUGCUGCUCCUCUUUGUGGGAGGCCCUGCGGAAGGCCGGGUCCACCACCUCGCCCUCAAGGAUGAUGUACGGCAGAAGGUCCAUCUCAAUACCUUUGGCUUUUUCAAGGGAGGUUUCAUGAAGGUCAAUGUGAGCACCCUCUCAGUAAAGCAGCUUUCAGAUGUUGACAAAAACGUCCAGGUCGGUUUCAGUUUAGACCGAACACAAAAUGAUGGAUUCUCCACUUACCUGGAUGAACAAAUGGAUUAUUGCAUUUUGAAUAAAACCCCAGAUCAUGAUGUUUCAGUCACCCUUCUCCUCCUAGAUUUUGCAAAGAAGCUUGUGAAGGUCAAAACCAAAGUCAACAAACCCUUGCUUCCUAAAAUCAUCUUUACUGACCCUCAGGGAGAGGCACAGUCAGCAAGCUCCCAUAAUGCCGAGUCUAAGUCAGCAGCCGGGCCGAACACAACUGAAGCCCAGUUGCCUGCUGAAGGAAUUCACCCCAUCCAAAGCAAAGACAACAGCUAUUCAUUCCAGUUCUACUUCAAUGUCAGUUCAGAGGGCCAAGAAGGACUUUAUAGUCUCUAUUUCCACAAAUGUGUCGGGAGGAAUGUGCAGAAUGAGCAAGUCAUCUUCAGCCUUGAAAUAGGAAUCAUGGAGGAGAAUCCUGACAGCUACCUCUCAGCAGGAGAAAUCCCCCUCCCCAAACUCUACAUUUCUAUGGCACUCUUCUUCUUCAUUGCUGGAGCCGUGUGGAUCCACACCCUUCGGAAACGCAGGGCCGACGUGUUCAAAAUCCACUGGUUAAUGGCUGCUCUUCCUUUUACCAAGUCCCUGUCUUUGGUCUUCCAUGCGAUCGACUAUCACUACAUCUCUACACAGGGCUACCCCAUUGAAGGCUGGGCUGUUGUCUACUACAUCACUCAUCUGCUGAAGGGAGCCCUGCUCUUCAUCACCAUUGCUCUCAUUGGCACAGGCUGGGCAUUUAUUAAGCACAUCCUCUCUGAUAAGGACAAGAAGAUAUUCAUGAUUGUCAUCCCACUGCAGGUCUUGGCAAAUGUAGCCUAUAUCAUCAUUGAGUCAACGGAAGAAGGCACAACGGAAUAUGGACUAUGGAAAGAGAUCCUUUUCCUGGUAGACUUGCUCUGCUGUGGUGCCAUUCUGUUUCCAGUUGUGUGGUCCAUAAGACACUUACAAGAGGCCUCUGCAACAGAUGGGAAAGCUGCCAUCAAUCUAGCAAAGUUGAAGCUGUUUAGACACUAUUAUGUCAUGAUCGUGUGUUACAUUUAUUUUACAAGGAUCAUUGCCAUCCUCAUCAAAAUCGCGGUUCCGUUCCAGUGGAAGUGGCUGUACCAGCUGCUGGAUGAAAUGGCAACCUUGGUGUUCUUUGUCCUUACUGGGUACAAGUUCCGACCAGCCUCUGACAACCCCUACUUACAGCUCUCUCAGGAGGAGGAUGACAGCUUGGACAUGGAAUCUGUGGUGACCACUUCGGGUGUCAUGGAAGGCAUGAAGAAGGUCAAGAAGGUGGUGAACGGCUCCACAGAGCCCCGAGGCGAGAGAGAAAGUGCCGCAUGAUGGACUCAACACUUCCCAGCCCUCCUCUCUUCUUCUCUCCACUCCGCUCCCUCCUAACCCUUAGGACAAGGCAGCACUUUUCAGAUAAACUGUAAUUUAUUGAUCUUGUACUUCCCUCAAUGGAGGGGGAGCCAGCCGGGCUUCCUGAUGUGGAAACUGCAGAAUAUGGGUGGGGUGGGAUGGGGUAGGGAAUGGGGGAAUUGGGGUUGGAGACAGGGACAAAAUAUGACAAAAAGGAGAAAAAAAUGAACCCUCUACUCCUUUGUCUUAAGGACUUCAGGCUCUUCUGGUGCCUACAAGGAAGUUUUUGUGUGGAUAUGGUGAUGGCAUAUUUUAUAACCUUGGUUCUGUUCUGUUUUGUUUUUUAAAACUCCCUUUUCUUUGGAAACAUGACUUUGAAGAACAUUGCUUGCAGGCGGGUUCCUUAGGACACAGCUUCCAAAUGUGAAAAAAGAAGGGUUGUGUAUGUAAAAAAUGAUAUAUAUAAUAUAUUUUAUAUGAAACUUACCGAAAUGCAAAAUCUGUUAUGUAACCCUGUGUGCUGGGAAGAUGAACAGUAAAUGUGUUGGGGGUUGCUCCCCUUCAGACGUA